AUGUCGUCGAAAAGGCCAUCUUUUGACGCACUCCCGCUCCGCAAAGAUGGUCCUCCGGGAAAUGCCUGGGGCCUCUACGGCGACUCCGACGAGUGCGGUACCCUCAACCUUUUGACCCCCGAACUGGUCGUGCGUGCGGCCGGUGAGAUCAAGGGCGGGGUGCGGGUGUCGACGGAUUUGCCACUGGACUUUAUGAAAACUCCCAGCUUCGGCCGCGCUCCGUUCCGGCAGACAAUAAAGAACAAGGCGCCACGUACCGUGAACGACGAUACCUUGUGCUUCAACACGCAGGCGAGCACGCAGUGGGAUGGUUUCCGGCACUACGGGUACCAGGAUGCGAAGCUAUAUUAUAAUGGGCGAACACCCGACGACAUUACUGGCACUAAAAUAAACGGAAUCAGCGUCUGGGUGGAAAAUGGCGGUAUCACUGGACGUGGUGUGCUUCUUGACUAUGCCUCCUGGGCAGAUGACAAGGGUAUCUCAGUUUCCCCUCUCGAAACGGUGUCUCUCACAGCUUCCACCCUAGAAGAAGUGGCCGCUAGCCAAGCCACGGAGCUAAAGCCGGGAGACAUCCUCCUAGUCCGCACGGGCUGGCUCCGCGCCCUCAGACAACUCUCGGACGAGCAACGUGCCUCCAUAGCCAGCCUUCCCAACCCGCCCGCUAUCGGAUUAGAGUCGUCCGAAGAGAUGCUUCGUUGGUUAUGGAGCAGGAGCUUCUCCGCGGCCGCCGGCGACCAGCCGAGCUUCGAGGCAUGGCCCUGCCAGGACCGAAAGUUCCAUUUGCACGAAUGGCUCCUUGCCGGGUGGGGGAUGCCGCUUGGGGAGCUGUUCGACCUGGAAGCCCUCAGCGUUGAGUGCCGAAGACAGCAGCGGUGGUCAUUCUUCUUUAGCAGCGUGCCACUCAAGGUUCCGGGUGGCGUAGCCAGUCCACCAAAUGGUGUCGCAAUUCUUUGA
This is a messenger RNA of Scedosporium apiospermum, 954 nucleotides long. RefSeq lists its product as uncharacterized. The transcript has 3 exons. NCBI's taxonomy places the organism in Eukaryota, Fungi, Ascomycota, Sordariomycetes, Microascales, Microascaceae. The record is from RefSeq and is a predicted model, not a curated record. Gene Ontology annotation, molecular function: arylformamidase activity. Bases 1 to 954 code for a protein of 317 amino acids.